GGAAAAAUAAGGUUGUAUUAUGGCGGCAAAAUAUUUUUCUGUCUUAUUGUGUCGUGACGCGUUGAGAGGUAUCGGUUUUAAGCAAUACAGUAUGAAUUAUAUUUGUAUGCCGCGCUUCUCUACCGCGUUAUUACGCGUUUUAUAUAUAUUCAUGACCACGGCAUACAAAUAUAUUUCCGGCUUAAUCAAUACGCUAGACUGUGUUGCUAGUAAUAAAAUAUUAAAAAGAUGGCGGUUGCCGGAAGUCUGUUUUCUGUCUUUUGAUAAUUUGACACACGUGCCGCGUGGAGUAUUCCCCCGCAGCACAAUGGUUGCAACUACAGAGAAGAAGGCUCCGGCCGAGAAGAAACCAGUGAAAGGCAAGGAGGACAGCAAGAAGCUGCCUGCUGUGCCUGAGUCAGUGCUCAAGCACCGCAAGAGGAGGGAUGCGCUGCGUACACGCCGUCUGCAGGUCACACUAAAGAGGCGUUCAGCGGCAAUUAAAAAGAAGAAAGAAAUCUUUAAGAGGGCUGAACAGUAUGUUAAGGAAUACCGCAUCAAAGAGCGAGAUGAAAUCAGGCUAGCUAGACAGGCACGCAAUCGUGGUAACUACUAUGUUCCUGGUGAAGCUAAAUUGGCUUUCGUUAUCCGUAUUCGUGGUAUCAACCAAGUGUCACCUAAGGUCCGCAAAGUGCUACAAUUGUUCAGACUGCGCCAGAUCAACAAUGGCGUUUUCAUUCGCCUCAAUAAGGCUACCGUCAACAUGCUGCGUAUUGCUGAGCCAUACAUUACCUGGGGAUACCCCAACCUGAAGAGUGUGCGGGAGUUGGUGUACAAACGAGGUUUCGCCAAGGUGAAGGGCCAGCGAAUGCCCAUCUCAUCCAACACAAUCAUUGAGGAGAAGCUCGGCAAGAACAACAUUAUCUGUGUUGAAGACCUCAUCCACGAGAUCUUCACCGUUGGUGAGAAAUUCAAGUACGCGAGCAACUUCCUAUGGCCCUUCAAGCUCAACAACCCGACUGGGGGCUGGCGCAAGAAGACCAUCCAUUACGUGGACGGCGGUGACUUCGGCAACCGCGAGGACAAGAUCAAUGAGCUCCUCAGAAGAAUGGUCUAAUAAUAAAUAGAUAUAAUUAAA
Messenger RNA from Chilo suppressalis (striped riceborer), 1117 nucleotides. NCBI's taxonomy places the organism in Eukaryota, Metazoa, Arthropoda, Insecta, Lepidoptera, Crambidae. The record is from the annotation of a GenBank genome assembly.